UUCAAACUCAGGCUACUUGCUGGAGGACUCCUAACAAUCCUUUCACUUCUAAGCUACUUAACUCUGACCUUAGUACGAUGGAUGAGCUGGAUGAGACUCAGCUGAAGAACCAUGUGGAUAGUCUGAAGCAGCAGCUACAGUUUAACAGAGAGAAAACAUCGGUCUCGCUUCCAGAAUUAACUAAAUGGAUUGAGGAGAAAAUGAAUGAGGAUCCAUUUCUGAAUCCAGAUAUACUGAAGGACAACCCAUGGGUGGAGUCAAGCAAAUGUGUUAUAAUAUAGCGCAAGAG
Messenger RNA from Sinocyclocheilus anshuiensis, 289 nucleotides. Its product is annotated as guanine nucleotide-binding protein G(I)/G(S)/G(O) subunit gamma-13-like. The transcript has 3 exons. Gene Ontology annotation, cellular component: heterotrimeric G-protein complex. Gene Ontology annotation, molecular function: G-protein beta-subunit binding. The coding region runs from base 78 to 281 and encodes 67 amino acids. Gene Ontology annotation, biological process: phospholipase C-activating G protein-coupled receptor signaling pathway; sensory perception of taste. The record is from RefSeq and is a predicted model, not a curated record. Lineage: Eukaryota; Metazoa; Chordata; Actinopteri; Cypriniformes; Cyprinidae.